ACAUUGGUCAUCAGUGCUCAUGUGUUUGUAGGACAUGUCAGUGAUGUUUCUUCCUUUUGACCUGACUCCAUCUGCGUUUCCUGUAGGCAUUGCUGGCCUUUUCACCAUCUUCUCCAGCUUUGUAUUCAGCACAGUUGUCAUUCACUUCCUUGAUAAGGAGCUCACUGGCCUCAAUGAGGCUUUGCCCUUCUUUCUGCUUCUCAUCGACCUCUCCAAAGCAUGCGCUCUCGCCAAGUUCGCCUUAAGCUCUAGUUCUCAGGAUGAAGUGAGGGAUAACAUUGCUCAUGGGAUGGCGGUACUUGGACCUGCCUUUACUUUGGAUGCUCUGGUGGAAUGCUUAGUGAUCGGAGUGGGAACCAUGUCAGGUGUACGGCAGUUGGAAAUCAUGUGCUGCUUUGGAUGCAUGUCUGUCCUGGCCAACUACUUUGUGUUCAUGACUUUCUUCCCAGCAUGUGUGUCCCUGUUGCUGGAGCUGUCCCGCGAGAGUCAGGGGGGCCAUCCUAUCUGGCAGCUCAACGAUUUGUCCAGAGCCAUGGAGGAGGAGGACAACAAGCCCAAUCCUGUAACACAGAGGGUCAAAAUGAUCAUGUCUCUCGGCCUGGUCAUGGUUCAUGCUCACAGCCGCUGGAUUGCUGAACCGUUGUCCAUAAAGUCUGCGGUGGACAUGCUCGGGGUCGGCAUGGAGCUGGACCACUUCUCGCCCAGGAGAAUUGAGCCGGAUAAACCUCUUUGGCAGUUCUACCUCACGAGGAUGAUAACGAUGGACAUAGAGCAGAUGAUCUGUCUGCUCUUGGCCCUGCUGCUCGCUAUCAAGUACAUCUUCUUUGAACAGGCUGAGAUGGAGUCCACGCUGUCACUGAAGAACCCCAUGUCCCUCUCCACACACACCCUAAAUCCUCCAUCCCCAUCCGAGCCCUGCUGCAGGGAGGAUCUAGUUACGUCACGAUGCCACGCCCCUGCUCACGCCAUGGCUGUUGCAGGACCUGCCCAUAAGGAGGAGAGAGAUGAGGUUAUCCGGCCGCUGUCUGCUGCCGACAACGAUCAUCAUCCAAGGAGCUUCUUUGUAACGAGGGAAGAAGAAUCCAAGUGUGAGAGCACGGAGAACACGCCCCCCCAAAAGCCCAGAGACCUGAACCACUGUGUGGCCAUCCUCAACGACCCCAAGCUGGGCCCUCGUUUUCUGAGUGAUGCUGAGGUGAUGCUCCUGGUCAGCUCUAAACACGUCCCCGCCUACAAACUGGAAGCCAUCAUGGAGACCGCAGAGCGAGGCGUGGCCAUUAGAAGAAAAAUGUUAUCAACCAAGCUUCCCUGUUCCUCUGCGCUCUCCUCUUUACCGUACACAAACUAUGACUACUCGAAGGUUGUCGGCACCUGCUGUGAGAAUGUGAUUGGCUAUGUGCCCGUACCUGUGGGUGUGGCUGGACCACUACUUCUGGAUGGGAAACAGUUCCAAGUUCCCAUGGCAACUACAGAAGGCUGCUUGGUCGCCAGCACCAACCGCGGCUGUCGAGCAAUCGCACUGGGUGGGGGAGCCCGUAGUCGUAUCUUGGCUGACAGCAUGACUCGGGGCCCUGUAGUCAGAUUACCCUCUGCCUGCCGUGCUGCUGAAGUCAAAGCCUGGCUGGAGAGCAGCGAUGGUUUCCAGGCCAUCAAAGCCGCCUUUGACAACACCAGCAGGUAAACUGGUCUGCAGUGUGUGUUUGUGUGUGUGUUUGGACUGAACGCAUUUAUGACGUAGCAACCAUACGUGAUGAAUCUGAUCUGCCCGCAGGGCACAGAGGAGGCUCUGAGCUUACUGCAGCAGCACUUCCCAGAGCUGCAGGUGGUGGCUGUUAGUGGGAACUACUGCACAGACAAGAAGCCAGCUGCCAUCAACUGGAUCGAGGGCCGGGGAAAGUCUGCUGUCUGCGAAGCCACCAUCCCUGCCAAGGUGGUCAGAGAGGUUUUGAAAACAAGCACAGAGGCUCUGGUGGACGUGAACAUCAAUAAGAACCUGGUGGGUUCAGCCAUGGCAGGAAGCAUCGGAGGCUUUAAUGCACAUUCAGCCAACCUGGUCACAGCCAUCUACAUAGCAUGUGGACAGGACCCAGCUCAGUCAGUGGGCAGCAGUAACUGCAUCACCCUCAUGGAGCCGUCAGGCCCAGCAGGAGACGACCUGCACAUCUGCUGCACCAUGCCAUCUAUAGAGCUGGGCACUGUGGGAGGAGGAACCAACCUGCCUCCACAACAGGCCUGUCUGCAGAUGCUGGGUGUGCAAGGAGCCAGUCAGGACUGUCCAGGCGAGAACGCCCGACAGCUGGCCAGGAUCGUGUGUGCCACCGUACUUGCUGGAGAGCUCUCACUGAUGGCUGCUCUGGCUGCUGGGCAUCUGGUCAAGAGUCACAUGACCCACAACAGGUCGAAGGUGAACCUGCAGGAGACGGGAACGUGCACCAGGGAAGCAUCGUGAACGAACAGCUGGGGCUGCUGGGAAAACUCUUACUGGAAACAUGUGGCCAAUCGGAAAGCGGCGAGUGAUUCAUCAAUGACCUUAAAGACGAUUCAAAUCAAAGAGACUUUCUGCUGAGCAGUUUCUAUUCUGACAUUAAGGAUGAAUCAGUAUGUUCACAUGAACAAUCAGUUCAUGACUUCUUGUAUUUCAGCAGAAUGAUGUAAACUUCACAGCCCUCAGGAUUCAAAUUAAAGUCCCUCCCCUCCUAC
Messenger RNA from Neolamprologus brichardi, 2700 nucleotides. The record is from RefSeq and is a predicted model, not a curated record. Lineage: Eukaryota; Metazoa; Chordata; Actinopteri; Cichliformes; Cichlidae.